UAUUAUUUUUUGUGUUCUUGAAAAAAAGUUGCAAGGAAACAGAAUGAUGCCUAUGGUUGUAAUAACUCCCUUGUUUUUUUCUCUAUUGCUUCUGUUUGUUAUCCUCCCACACUGUCUGAUCGUGGCACAGGUUUCCUCCAUAGAUGCGGUGUGCUCGGAUGCCAAUUUCACUGCUGGUAGCCAAUUUGAUAUCAACCUGAACCACACCCUCAACCGGUCACCGCUUUACAUUGAUAAUAAUAGUGGCAAAGCGAUCUACCCCAACGUGACAGAAGGGGAUGACCCAGACAAAGUUUAUGCUCGGUUCCUCUGCAUCGGUGAGGUUUCCUUGAGUAACUGCCAGAAUUGCCUCGAGCAGGCAAGCAGUGAGAUUGUAAAAAGAUGUCCCUUCAGAAAAGAGGCAUAUAUAUGGCAUAAUGUGUGUUUUAUUCGCUACUCAAACAGAUCUUUCUUCUCUACCAUGGAGAUAGGAUCACCAAUUUGUGUUAUUGUUCUUCAAGACCUACCCAAAUAUGGUUUGCAGGAAAUAUUCACUAAACUGAGAAGUGAGGCAAUUUCCAAUACUUCUAAGCCCACUAUGUAUGCAGACAGAGAAGAUCCUAUCUCAACUGAUUGGAAAUUGUCUAGCAUGGCACAGUGUACAGCAGACUUGUCACCAACGUAUUGCAAUUCUUGCCUGUCUGGUGUAACUGAUCGUAUUCAAACAUGCGCAGCUGGAAAGAUAGAAGCGAGAACUUUCACACCAAGCUGUAUCCUUAGUUAUAGAAAGGGUGGAAUCUCAUCACAAGUACUCAUUGCCAUCAUUGUCCCAAUUGGAGUCUCUGUUUUGCUUUUUGUUGUAUGCUUGUCCUUCCAAAGUAGGAAAACAAAGAAGAAAUAUGGUUCCAUUGCAGAGGAUAAUGUUGGGAAUGAAAUUACAACGGAACAAUCCUUGCAAUAUGAUUUGUGUACAAUUCAAUCUGCCACAAACAACUUUUCUGACCAAAACAAAAUUGGUCAAGGUGGAUUUGGACAUGUCUACAAGGGUAUACUUCCUAAUGGAUCAGAGAUAGCAGUGAAGAGGUUGUCUCAAAACUCAGGGCAAGGUGCAGAAGAAUUCAAGAAUGAAGUUGCAUUGGUAGCCAAACUUCAACAUAGAAAUCUAGUGAGGCUACUGGGAUUUUGCUUAGAAGGAGAAGAAAAGAUACUCAUUUAUGAAUUUGUGCCCAACAAAAGCUUGGACUACUUACUAUUCGAUCCACAACAAGAAAAGUUGAAUUGGUCAAAACGUUACAAGAUUAUAGGAGGGAUAGCUCGAGGGAUGCUUUAUCUUCAUGAAGAUUCCCGACUUAGAAUUGUACAUCGUGAUCUCAAAGCUAGCAAUGUUCUAUUAGAUGAGAAUAUGAAUGCAAAAAUUUCAGAUUUUGGAAUGGCUAGGAUCGUCGGUGUGGAUCAAACUCAAGGAAAUACAAGUCGAAUCGUUGGGACAUAUGGUUACAUGCCUCCAGAGUAUGUAAUGCAUGGACAGUUCUCAGUAAAGUCCGAUGUAUUUAGUUUCGGUGUCCUAAUUUUGGAGAUCAUAAGUGGCAAGAAGAUCAGUAGUUUUUACCAAUCAAGCUAUGCUGAGGACUUGCUAAGCUACGCUUGGAAACUAUGGAGAGAUGGCACACCUUUGAAAUUGAUGGAUCCAAAUUUGGAAGAAUCUUAUUCAAGAAAUGAGGUCACUAGAUGCAUCCAUAUAGGCUUGUUGUGUGUCCAAGAAAACAUUGAUGCCAGGCCUUCCAUGGCAGCGGUAGUUUUGAUGCUCAGUAGUUACUCCUUUACUUUAUUAGUUCCUCAGGAACCAGCAUUUUUUGCCCGUAGCAUAAUGCAGCCAAACACACCAGAAGACCUAGACUCGAAUCAAUCUACAAGCAAGUCAUUGCCAUGUUCUGUGAAUGAACUAUCGAUUACUGAACUAGACACUCGAUAAUGUGAGAAAUCAAGGCAAUAUCAAGGUUCAAAGAUAGCUUAAUGGCAUGAGAUGAAUAUCAAUAGACUCAAAGUUGGACACACAUGAUAUAUUUCAACAUUUGAAAGAUUCAAAAUAAAAUAUAGGGGUUCAUGUUCUCUCUAGUGCCCUCCUAGCCUCAGCCCAAAAUUCAAAUGUGGUCAUUUUUGUUUGGAGAUUUAUUUAUUUUAGUUUGUUUUGUGCUUUUCUUUUUCAU
Messenger RNA from Camellia sinensis, 2186 nucleotides. NCBI's taxonomy places the organism in Eukaryota, Viridiplantae, Streptophyta, Magnoliopsida, Ericales, Theaceae. The record is from RefSeq and is a predicted model, not a curated record.